GGCGUCUACGGACAGCGGCCAUCUGUGGUUUGUACGAGGAAGUACGAUGAUUGGAUUGGUUGAUCGAUUGAUGAUGCAACGGGAAGGGAGAGCUUCCCCCGCCAUCUGCAUCGUUCUCCGUUCUCGUUUCUUAUACUCCGCGUUGUCCUUCUACUUACUUACUUUGUUCGUUCUAGAACGCGAAAGCAAUCAAAUCAUCUCUCGAUUCCUCCGUACUUCCAUCUCGUACUUCGUCCGCCGUCACAGUACUUGAAUUCCUUCUAUCCAUCCAUUCUUUACAACCCACUCUAACCCAUCACAUCUCAAGCAACAAUGUCCCUCGACACCGUCGCCCUCGUCCUCGGCUCCCUCACCGCCGGCGGCGGCACAAUCGGCUACGUCCGCACCGGCUCCAUCCCCUCCAUCGCCGCAGGCCUCACCGUCGGCUCCCUUUACAUCCUGGGCGGCCUCCGCAUCCGUAACCGCAACCCCUACGGCGUGGAGCUCGCGCUCCUGGCGUCCGUCCUGCUGGCCGGAAGCUCGAUUCCCCGCGCCAUCAAGAGCGGGAAGCCGCUGCCUAUGGGGUUGAGUGUUCUCGCGGCGUUGGGACUGUUUGCGUUCGGGAGCGCGUUUGCGAAGGGGGGGAGGAGUGCGGCGUAAGGUUGGAUUUGGGUGGAUGACGGAGGAGAAGCAGGGGGGAAGGAGAGUUGGAAUGGGAUUGCCAUUUUCUUCUUUCCUCUUUUCUUGGGGAGGAUGGAAUUGGGGGGGCAUUGUAGGAUUAUGUAGUGGGAAUGGAAAUGGAAUUGAAUUGAAUCUUUUCUCUUUUUA
Aaosphaeria arxii CBS 175.79 is the source of this 807-nucleotide messenger RNA. RefSeq names its product TMEM14-domain-containing protein. The transcript has 3 exons. Gene Ontology annotation, cellular component: membrane. The record is from RefSeq and is a predicted model, not a curated record. Lineage: Eukaryota; Fungi; Ascomycota; Dothideomycetes; Pleosporales. Bases 313 to 639 code for a protein of 108 amino acids.